AUGGCACGUCGACGUGGUACAGGUCUACGAGUUAACAAUGGCACGUCGACGUGGUACAGGUCUACGAGUAUAAAUGUAAACAUUAUAGAAGCUGUACAAUUGUCAAUGUUAACAAUUAAUCGGACACACCACCCCCCCCCCUCCCUUCCCUUACUUUCUCCCUCUCCCCCAGAUAUUGUACAAGAAAACUUGACUAAAAACGCCGAUGGUAACUAUGAGGUGACCUUGAUGACCAAGGCGACCUUGCACGCUAGUGGCCGAGUCGUCUGGGAACCGCCAGCCAUCUACAAGAGCUCCUGUAUCAUCAAUGUGGAGUUUUUCCCCUUUGACGAACAACAGUGCAAGAUGAAGUUCGGCUCGUGGACCUACGACGGGGACCAGGUGGACCUUGUCCACACUUGUGCUAAAACCAACCAAGCAAACGUCACCAUCAGGAACGGCAUUGACCUCCGCGACUUCUACCCCAGUGUGGAGUGGGACAUCCUGGAAGUGGACGCCGUGAAGAACGUCCGCGAGUACCCGUGCUGCACGGAACGCUACCCAGACAUCACCUUCAGCGUCACCAUGAGGAGGAAGACGCUCUUCCACACUGUCAACCUCAUCAUUCCCUGUGUAGCCAUCUCCUGUCUGACAGUGCUGGUCUUCUACUUGCCCUCGGACUCGGGCGAGAAGAUCACUCUGUGUAUAUCGAUCCUGCUGUCGUUGACCGUGUUCUUUCUGCUGCUGGCGGAGAUCAUCCCGCCGACUUCCAUCGUAGUGCCGCUCAUCGGCAAAUAUCUGCUCUUCACCAUGAUACUGGUCACCCUGUCGAUUAUUGUCACAGUGAUCGUUCUCAAUGUCCACUUCCGCUCGCCGGCCACACACAGUAUGUCUCCCUGGGUACGACGUGUGUUCCUAAACAUCCUACCUCGCCUGCUUAUUAUGCGCAGGCCCCACGAGGAGCCGGAGACCAAGCCGCCCAGGAGAGUGGUCAUACGGACGUGUAACGGGCUUGAACUAUGCAACGCCUCAGACAUCUCCUCGCGACUGCGUGGCGGCUAUCACUAUGAUGACAGCAUGACCUCCAGGGGUCGGAGACCACACACCAUGGAAGGGUUACUCUCCAUGGAUUACAUAGAGGAGCGGGGCGGCACCACUCUCAGGAGGAAACCCUACUCCAAGGAGAUUAUGGAAGCCAUAGAAUCUGUGACCUUCAUCGCCGAACAUUUAAAGAGGGAGGAUCAUGAUUCAUCUCUCCCCAGGAUAUGGAGACGGAAGUAUCCGGUGAUGGAAGACUGGAAGUAUGUGGCCAUGGUGCUGGACCGGCUGUUCCUGUGGAUCUUUACAACGGCCUGUGUGGUAGGAACGUUCGGCAUCAUUCUCCAGGCUCCCACACUGUAUGAUGAGAGGCUGCCUCUAGCUCCAAGCCCCAAGGAAGGCUGCAACUCCACCUUCACACCCAGAUAA
Messenger RNA from Candidula unifasciata, 1446 nucleotides. NCBI's taxonomy places the organism in Eukaryota, Metazoa, Mollusca, Gastropoda, Stylommatophora, Geomitridae. The record is from the annotation of a GenBank genome assembly.